ACUCUGAUCCCAGAUUCAAACCCGGAACCUCUGGAUUGCGAGGCAGAUUUAGAAACCACUCGGGAAUCAUGAAAUCGGUGUAGUUUGUAAAAUAAUCCACGAUGGUUUCAACCAGAGUGACGCCUCAGAAAGAUGUGCGCGCUGUCUCUUUAAACGCGCAUUUAAAAAAAAAGGAUGGCUUAAAAAAAGCAGAGAAGUGGGGACGCGGUUUCCGUUUCCAGUGUUUACUUUCACUUCUUGUUCCCCAACUUUGGGCGGUUAUUUCGUGUGGCUCGGUCGGUCAUGAACAGAGGAUGGACGAGAUGAGCUCCGGUGUAAGCGUCGCCGCGGAUCCUUCCGCCGACGUUCCUCCACCUCUGAAGCAAGGCGAGGCUUUCCACGUCUUCAUCAGCUACAGCAGCACCGACGCCCAGUGGACGCACUCGCUCAUAGACAGGCUAGAAUCCAACGGCCUUGGCGUCUGCUACCACGAGCGCGAUUUCACGGCGGGGCGCACGGUGCUGGAGAACAUGUCGGAGUGCAUCCAGGAGAGCCAGAAGGUCCUGCUGGUCCUCAGCUCGGAGUUCGUGAGGAGUCGCUGGUGUCUCCUGGAAGCCAACAUGUCUCUGUUCAGAGACUGCCUGGAGAGGAAGCCCAUCGUGCCGGUGAUUCUGGAGCCGGGGGUCUGCGUCCCGCUCCACCUGUGCCACCUCACCUACCUGGAGGUCCACGACCCGGAGUUUGAGGCCAAGCUGCUGAAGGUGCUUUUCACCCCCAACCGGCAGCUCCAAGGCUCCACCGUGGUUCCCUACCAGCCUCCGUCGCUCUACAACGGGAAGCCUCUGCAGCCUUUAACUGCCACUAACGUGGAAAGUCUUUACAAGUGGGAUGCGGGGCAGUUCAGCGACAUGGACGUUCCUGAUCAACUGCGGCUGAUCAUCGAGGACCAAGAGAAGUACAGGGAGGCCAUUGGCAUCAUCAACAGUGUCUCUCAUAAUAAAGUCUGGCUACGGCCACUCUGGAUCAGGGUUCUUCUCUACAUGACUGGUGUGUUAAUGAUUAUGGCGUUCCUAGGAUUGUUCGUGUUCUCGACAGUGAUCGUAUUCUGUAUUUUGCCUACUACACAGGUCUACGCUCCUCUAGGUGAGUGGGCAACGAUCAUCAUAUGUUUCUUCUCUGUUCCAAUCGGAUUGCUCGUUCACCUUUCUCUUUGGAAGAAUGACGACGAGAAGCAUGUUGUGAGGGAAAUGCAGAAAGCUGUGGGUCGGGCCAAUGCAAUCCUCUGCAAGGAGAAUCUCCUGAUGGGCUGUCGGUCCAAUUCGAUUAUGUAUCUGGUGUACGUUUCUCUGGAAGGUUGCAAAGCAGAGUUUGCGGUGACAUUCGAGCAUCUGGCCAACACGGGGGACCUGUUUAAUCUAGCUCUGGUCGUGUUCUCGUCAGACUACGCCUGCUCUCUUGCGAAAAGGCACUUCCCCUUUCCUCAGCCGUGCCCCCGCCCGGGUCACCUGGAGCGAGGGGUCUGUUUCUGCCAGUACGUUUCUCAGCAACUGAGCCGAGGGGAAUGGAAGUGAGAGGACGGAACGCUCCGAGAUCUCGUUCGCUAUAAACCAGAGGUGGGCCGAGCAAUUGGAGUCUCCGGUGGAGAUUACUUGUCUUAAUCCACCAAUGUACCAUCAGUACGGCAGGUGUGUAUUUGUCGUUUCACGCAAACAGCUGAGUUUGAGAUCGAAAGUGUGUUUUUUCCCCUCCCAAGUGCAGCACAAACAAGAGCGCGAAUAUUAGUGCGUCCCAAUGUGGACGCCAUUUUAUUGGCGUUUUAAGAUACCACGGACUUCCGACCGAUGUUGGACUCACUCAUGAUUACCGCACGUGUACUAUUCUGUCCCAGAAAUUGCUUUUCUGGAUACUCUGGCACAUGACAACAUUCCAUUUAAAGGACAAAAAGAGGAUUUUAAGGAAGUUCAGGGAACUAAAAAUGGACAAAAUUACGAAGAUCUGCUGGAUCCAUGACAACUUUCAAUGCGAUCCAAGGUACGAUGGAGGAAAGUAUGGAAGUAAACAUGUCCCACCAGGAUUUGAGUUUGAAAUGCCGCAGAAAACAGGAUUUGAAUUUGAAACGUCAAGUGACCACAUUUUCAAUAGUUGUAUUUCAGUGUAACUUUUCAAUUUUAACAAUUCAACUGACGACAAUUCGCUGUCUGAAAUUCAACCGUCCGUGCCACCAGGCAGGGUCACUUCAGGUCAGAACCGAACAGCCAGCCAAUCCGGUUACGCUUUCUUAUUAUGAGACGUCACGUGACUAAGAAAGCGCAACUGCGAUUGGCAGAGAUUUGAAGCAGAAACCAUGUACAGUCACUUUGUCAGCUGUGUUUAUCCGACAAGAAUGUAGAACUUAUAUAGAUAUCUAACCCAUUGUUACAUAUUUUGAUACUUAAAUAACUGCAAAUGUUCAUACUAACAAUACACCGCAAUGUCCAUAUUAGCAAAUUGAUUAAUUAUGUUCUCCCGUGGUACUGGUCUAUCUUCUGGUACCUAAUUCCUAAUUUGUAACAUAUUAACUCAGAAAAAUCAAUAACCUUUCUUUAUCUUAAUAAGGUAACGCAUAUUUACAGUAUUUUGUUGCUCAGGCCUGAUACUACAACAUACUCUAUAGCAGGAGGUCUCAAACUCAUUUUUCUGGUGGACCACAUUUUACUUACGGUUCCGCUCAGGAGGCUGUUACCAUUGUGAAACCAUAAAAAUCUUUCAACGCCUCCUCAUAGUUACAUAUGAAAUUUAUGAACUCGUUUUGGAAUCAGAAAUCGAGAGGAAUGGCUUUUUCGACGAUUGUUGUUUGGUGACACAAAAAUGCUUGAGAUAUCUCAACGUUAUCGUUUAUGAUAUGACGAUUUGGAAUUUUGGCACGGAUUUGAACCAAAAAAAAAAUAAUGAAAAUUUAUACAUAUGAUUUACGUACGCGGGCCACAUAAAAUCAUGCGGCCGGUCAGAUCUGGACCCCGGGCCAUGCGUUUGACACCUGUGCUCUGUAGGGUUUGAGACUGAAGAAUGACUUGGUAUCUACAACCUUUAACUUUGCCUUGAUGGACACAUUUUUUUGUUUGGCAGUGCCAAGGAAAAUGAGCAUUUAUUGAAAUGUUAACUAUUGUCCGCUUUACAUUUUCCAAAAAAAUAAAAUCAUUUGAAU
This is a messenger RNA of Syngnathoides biaculeatus (alligator pipefish), 3163 nucleotides long. RefSeq lists its product as uncharacterized. The record is from RefSeq and is a predicted model, not a curated record. Gene Ontology annotation, cellular component: membrane. Gene Ontology annotation, molecular function: transmembrane signaling receptor activity. The transcript has 2 exons. Gene Ontology annotation, biological process: toll-like receptor signaling pathway; inflammatory response; immune response. Bases 102 to 1550 code for a protein of 482 amino acids. Lineage: Eukaryota; Metazoa; Chordata; Actinopteri; Syngnathiformes; Syngnathidae.